Apaloderma vittatum (bar-tailed trogon) is the source of this 2128-nucleotide messenger RNA. It is a transcript of the gene NOC2L, whose product is annotated as nucleolar complex associated 2 homolog (S. cerevisiae). The annotation marks the transcript as partial. NCBI's taxonomy places the organism in Eukaryota, Metazoa, Chordata, Aves, Trogoniformes, Trogonidae. Gene Ontology annotation, molecular function: histone binding; transcription corepressor activity. The record is from RefSeq and is a predicted model, not a curated record. Gene Ontology annotation, biological process: negative regulation of transcription by RNA polymerase II; ribosomal large subunit biogenesis. Gene Ontology annotation, cellular component: Noc1p-Noc2p complex; nucleoplasm; Noc2p-Noc3p complex. The transcript is spliced from 17 exons.
GAAAAAGGGAAAGGCAUCUGAACAUAAAGAUCAGCUCUCCCGGCUGAAGGACAAAGAUCCUGAAUUUUAUAAGUUUUUGGAGGAAAAUGAUCGCGACUUGCUGAAUUUUGAUGCUUCAGACAGCUCUGACGAGGAGGAGGAGCAGUUGCACGUACCACCUGAUACGCUGGAGGAAGCAAGUGACGAAGAUGAGGAAGAAGACGACGAAACAGUUAAACGGAAGAAAGUUGCUUUCAUUUCAGUGAGCCUGAAAAUGGUUGAAGAAUGGAAAAAAGGUGCAGAGAGAGGGCUAACACCAAAACUUUUCCAUGAAAUCGCUCAAGCCUUUAAGGCAUCGGUAGCAACCACUAAAGGAGAUGAUGGCGGGGCUGAUCCCAGCAAGUUUCAAGUCACCGAUGCUGCGGUGUUCAAUGCCCUUGUGUCCUUCUGCAUCCGGGACCUCUUCCGCUACCUGCAAAAGCUGCUUCAUCCGAAACCCCCAAAGAACAAACUAAAAUUGGUUCUCCCUUCCACCAGCCCACUUUGGAGCAAGCUGCGACUGGAUGUAAAAAUGUACCUCAACUGUACCAUACAACUCCUGUCUUGUUUAACGGAAGCCUCAGUUGGUGUGGCGGUUCUUCAGCAUGUCAUUUCCACAGUGCCUUAUUACUUGUCCUUUCCAAAGCAGUGCCGUGCCCUCCUCAAGCAAGCAAUUCAUUUGUGGAGCACAGGUGAGGAAACAGUAAGAGUACUGGCCUUCCUUGUGCUGAACAAGAUCUGCCGCCACAAGAAAGAGGUGUACCUCAGUCCCUUGCUCAAGCAAAUGUACAUCGCGUUUGUGAAGAAUUCCAGGUUCACCUCUCCCAACGUCCUGCCUUUGAUCAACUUCAUGCAGCGCACGCUGACGGAGAUGUACGCCCUGGACACGCAGACCUCUUACCAACAUGCCUUCAUCUAUAUCCGUCAGCUUGCCAUUCACCUGCGCAGUGCAAUGACCGUAAAGAAGAAGGAGAACUUUCAGUCUGUUUAUAACUGGCAGUAUAUCCACUGCCUGUAUUUCUGGUGUCGGGUGCUCAGCACGAUCUAUCCCAGUGAGGUCAUGGAGCCAUUGAUCUAUCCUUUGACGCAGGUCAUCAUCGGCUGCAUAAAGCUGGUACCAACGUCUCGUUUCUACCCUCUGCGCAUGCACUGCAUCCGCGCGCUUACGCUGCUGUCUGAGAACACCAGGACCUUCAUCCCAGUGUUGCCGUUUAUCCUGGAGAUUUUCCAACAAGUAGAUUUCAACAAGAAGCCAGGACGUAUAAGUGCCAAGCCUAUAAACUUCGCAGUGAUCUUGAAGCUUUCCAAUGCCAACCUGCAGGAGAAGGUCUUCCGAGACGGACUCAUUGAACAGCUCUAUGACCUGAUGCUCGAGUAUCUCCAUGGCCAAGCCCACAGCAUUGGAUUCCCAGAGCUGAUUCUCCCCACUGUCAUUCAGCUAAAGUCUUUCCUGAAGGAAUGCAAGGUUGCCAACUACUGCAAGCCUAUCCGGCAGCUCUUGGAAAAACUGCAGGAAAAUUCUGCCUACAUCGCCAGCAAGCGUCAGAAAGCUGCCUUCGGCGUGGCCAGCCGGGAGUCUGUGGAACAGUGGGAGAAGCAGGUCAAAGAGGAGGGGACACCUCUGACCAAGUAUUACGCUCAGUGGAAGAAGCUAAGGGAGAAGGAGAUACAACUGGAAAUCAGCGGCAAAGAAAGACUUGAAGACUUGAACUUCCCAGAAAUUAAGCGUAAGAAGCAAGAUGAACGCAAGGAGGAAGAUAAGAAGGAAUUCAAGGACCUCUUUGAGCUCGACAGUGACUCUGAUGAGGAGAAUGUUGGAUUCCCCAUAAAAGGCAAAGCCAAGCAGGCAUCAGACGACAGUUCAGAAGCAAGCAGCAAGGAGUACGGCGAGGAUGACGACGAAGAAGAAGGAGAGUAUGAAAUUGAGGAGGACGAGGAAGAAUUGGAAGGCGACAGUGACUCAGAAGAGGAAGGCAGAGAAGCCACCGCGGUUUCCCCAGCGUCACAGAAGCAGAGGAGCCGCCCUCGGAUGUCACGGUCUGAUCUCGAACAGCUCGCCCAGGGAGAAGAGGAUGUUGUGGAGGACUUGGCUUUCUCCGAUGAUGACUGA